GCAGCAACACCGCAGCCCAAGGAGGCUUCCUCUUCAAGUCGGAUUUUUUUUUUUUAUAAUUAUUUUUUCACCAACUUCCUUCCUGCUUUUAACUGCCAAAGCUCAAAGCAGAGAGGAGAGAGGGACCCCGGACACAGCCGCCAGCCAGGGACAGACACCCGGCUAAGGACUUACGAGCCCCACCAGCGUCCGAUUGUUACGCUAUUCGACAACUUCCUCUUGUGAGGCCAGCAGGCAGCCAUGACUGAGAAAGACCCAGAGGUGCAUGUGGAAGAGGAUGAAGAUGAGCUAGACAGCAAACUGAACUAUAAGCCUCCGCCUCAGAAGACGCUGCAGGAACUGCAGGAGCUGGACAAGGAUGACGAGAGCCUUGCAAAGUACAAGAAGUCCCUGCUGGGGGAUGCGCCCGUGGUGGCAGACCCUACAGUUCCCAAUGUGACUGUCACUCGGCUCACCCUGGUAUGCAAAACUGCUCCCGGGCCGAUCACCAUGGACCUCACCGGUGACCUGGAAGCUCUCAAGAAACAGACUUUUGUGUUAAAGGAAGAAGCUGAAUACAAUGUCAAGAUCCACUUCAAAGUAAAUAGGGAAAUUGUCUCUGGCUUGAAAUAUGUGCAGCACACUUAUCGGACAGGGGUAAAAGUGGACAAAGCGACCUUCAUGGUGGGCAGCUAUGGGCCGCGGCCAGAGGAAUAUGAAUUCAUGACACCUCUUGAGGAGGCACCCAAGGGCAUGAUGGCUCGAGGAAACUACCGCAACAAAUCCUUCUUCACCGAUGAUGACAAGCACGACCACCUCACCUGGGAGUGGAACUUGGCCAUUAAGAAGGACUGGACGGAAUGAGCUCCGCCUCGUUUCCUUCUCUUUGCUUCCUCCUGCCUCUCGUGCUGUAUUCCGGGCGUGCCAGUCGCCUGCACCUGCAUGCCACGCUUCCUCCACACAACCCAGCUGGCUCAUUGAUUGUCACAAGAAAUUCCUUUAAUACAGGCCUUUGGACAGACUCUGUCUCUCCUGCUGCUCCAUUGAAACGUAAUCACAAGGAAUUUGCUCGGGGACAAACCAUCUCUCUGCUUGCACAGGAUCAGUCCUUGAAGUGCCUUUGCUAGGAAGACGUACGGUUGCUAACCCAACCCCCUUACUACCAGGGCAGAUAGGUUGUCCCCAUCUAAAGGUAUACGGCUGUUAUCUUUCUUUCCUCUCGCAACCUGCACUCAGUGGAAAAAUCUUUGCCUAUGAGUGGAUUCAUUUAAGCUUGUUUGGGUGUCAUGCCCCAAACUGCAUUUGGAAAUCUUGCCUUUUAACAGUAUCAGGAGACACAGUGCCUGCCCUGGCCUGUAAAGAUUUCAGUGUCUUUGAAAAUAAAGCCAGUCUUGUCCUUUG
Molecule: messenger RNA, 1380 nt
Organism: Elgaria multicarinata webbii
Lineage: Eukaryota; Metazoa; Chordata; Lepidosauria; Squamata; Anguidae
Gene: ARHGDIB
Product: Rho GDP dissociation inhibitor beta
Exons: 6
Coding region: 241-843 (200 amino acids)
Biological process (GO): Rho protein signal transduction
Cellular component (GO): cytosol; membrane; cytoplasm
Molecular function (GO): protein binding; Rho GDP-dissociation inhibitor activity
Source: RefSeq, a predicted model, not a curated record